Messenger RNA from Brachypodium distachyon (stiff brome), 2434 nucleotides. Its product is annotated as phosphatidylinositol/phosphatidylcholine transfer protein SFH6. Bases 299 to 2176 code for a protein of 625 amino acids. NCBI's taxonomy places the organism in Eukaryota, Viridiplantae, Streptophyta, Magnoliopsida, Poales, Poaceae. The record is from RefSeq and is a predicted model, not a curated record. The transcript is spliced from 15 exons.
CCGGCAAAGGACAUCUCCCUCGUAUUCCCCUCUUCUCUUCCUCUUCUUCUCGCGACCUUUCCACCACUUUACCACCGGCACUAGCCACCAAACUCCUGCCCCCGCCCCCACGCGACGCCACUGCCGCGAUAAAAAAAAAUCUCCUCGGAUUCCCGCCCCGCCGCGCCGGACCACCUUCGCCGGCGAGCCUCCCCUCCGCGGCCGACGUUGUUCCUGCCUGAGUCGAGGGGUUCCGAAGGGCCCGCCGCGCGCCGUACCGGAGGAGGAGGAGGAGACGAUCCAGCGCUGAGCGUCGUCCAUGUCGGGCCACCUCGAUCGCCUCGCGCGCCCAUGUUUUGAAGGAUGUUCAAGUCAUGAUGAGAGGAGAGACCAUAAGUCAGACAUGGAAGUGUCUGAAGAUGAAAAGAAGACAAGAAUGGGCUCUUUGAAGAAGAAAGCUAUAGAUGCAUCGAGUAAGCUUAGGCAUUCCUUAAAGAAGAAGAACAGGAGGAAAAGUGGCAGUCGGGUUCUCUCUGUGUCUAUUGAAGAUUUCCGUGAUCUAGAGGAGCUGCAAGCAGUAGAAGCAUUUCGACAGGCGCUAAUUUUGGAUGAGUUGUUACCUGCAAGGCAUGAUGACUAUCAUAUGCUGCUGAGAUUUUUAAAAGCAAGGAAAUUUGACAUUGAGAAAGCAAAGCAAAUGUGGAUGGACAUGCUUCAAUGGAGGAAAGAGUAUCAUACAGAUACAAUUAUUGAGGAUUUUGAGUACGAUGAGCUGGACACUGUUCUGCAAUAUUAUCCUCAUGGUUAUCAUGGUGUUGACAGAGAGGGGAGACCUGUAUAUAUUGAAAGGCUUGGAAAGGUUGACCCUAACAAGCUUAUGAAUGUAACAACUUUGGAGCGAUAUGUGCAAUACCAUGUGAAGGAAUUCGAGAGGAGUUUCUUGAUCAAAUUUCCAGCAUGCUCUCUUGCUGCCAAAAGGCACAUUAAUUCAAGCACAACAAUUCUGGAUGUUCAGGGUGUGGGUUUGAAGAAUUUCAGCAAAACUGCACGUGAAUUAAUUAUGCGACUGCAGAAAAUCGACAAUGAUAACUAUCCUGAGACUCUAUAUCAAAUGUUUAUUGUGAAUGCUGGCCCAGGAUUUCGGAUGUUAUGGGGCACAGUGAAAUCUUUCAUUGACCCAAAAACCACUUCCAAGAUACACGUACUUGGGAAUAAAUAUCAAAGUAAACUGCUUGAAAUAAUUGAUGCUAGUGAAUUGCCAGAAUUUCUUGGUGGCACUUGUACCUGUCCUGAAUAUGGAGGGUGCCUUAGAGGAGAAAAAGGGCCAUGGAAGGAUGCCAACAUACUGAAGAAAGUCCUUAAUGGUGAGGCCCAGUGUGCUCGGCAGAUUGUAACCGUUUCCAAUGGAGAGGAAACAAUUAUUUCUUAUGCCAAGUCCAAGUACCAAACAAUACGCGGGAGCGAUACAUCAACUGCGGAGUCUGGAUCUGAAGCGGAAGAUGUUACUUCCCCCAAAGCUCUUAGAAGUUACAUCUCUCAUCCUAAGUUGACCCCUGUUCGUGAAGAGGUCAAGAUGAUCAGGGCCACUAGCUUUUCUACCCGUAUGCCUGAAUACGACAUUCCUGUCGUUGACAAGGCUGUGGAUGCAACAUGGAAGAGAGAACUGCCUCGGAAGACGCCCUUCCCGUCGAAAGACUCUUCUUCAACAAGCACCACAAGGGCAUCCAACUGGUCUUUGGGUCAGAUUGUUCCAGCUCUGAUGGCUUUUGUGCUUGCUAUUUUAACGCUGUUUCGGUCAGUUAAAGAUCUUGCCACAAAGAGAUUGCAGGAUAAAAAAGAUUCAGAAGAACAGUGCUCUGCAUUAUAUCCAGACCCCGUUGCAAAAGGGGAGUUUCGCCCGCCUUCGCCAGGUCCUGGGUUUGCUGAAGCUGACUUGUUUGCUUUAGUGUUGCAAAGGCUGGCAGAGCUUGAAGAGAAGGUUCAGACGCUUCAAGAAAAACCUUCUGAAAUGCCUUGCGAGAAAGAAGAGUUGCUUAAUGCUGCUGUCCGCCGUGUGGAUGCACUGGAAGCCGAACUCAUUGUAACAAAGAAGGCUUUACAUGAGGCUCUUAUCAGGCAAGAGGAACUACUUGCUUACGUCGAUAGUAAGGCGAUUGCCAAGGCUCAGAAAAAGAAGAAGGCGAUGUUUUGCUACUAGGACGAGGAAGAACACCCCUGUUCGCUUUCUCCGUUCUGAGAUGCCCAAGAUGGCAUAAGAGAUGAUGUAAUCAGCCAACCUGUUAACUUUCCUGACAAGUGCGGAAUGGCAGAGACAUGAGUUGUAAAUCAACAGAACCUACUGACAUAAAUAAAUGUGUUUUUGCACCGAAUUCUGCUCUUCCUUCAUGUGAAUAAUUCUGGGGAGAAAGUUUAUGGUAUGCAAUUUCAGCACGAUCAGCUGAUGUUCUUUUGUUUC